This is a messenger RNA of Brassica oleracea var. oleracea, 1250 nucleotides long. RefSeq names its product flocculation protein FLO11-like. The transcript has 2 exons. The annotation marks the transcript as partial. The record is from RefSeq and is a predicted model, not a curated record. Lineage: Eukaryota; Viridiplantae; Streptophyta; Magnoliopsida; Brassicales; Brassicaceae.
UGGGAGAGGCACUUGGGAGAAAGCAUGGCGUGCUUGUGCUGUAAGGGCUCAGAGAAUGCGUGUUUCUAGUCCUGAAACGCCAUUGCAAUCACGUGCAGGGAAGACAGAGACCCCGUCAAUGAGUCACACCAGUAGCAAAGCGAGUUCAGCGACGAAACCCAUAAUUCCACUCUCAUCACCUUUAUGGAGUUUGUCAACUCCCCUCGAAACUUUACAAUCAAGAAGCAUUCAGAGAGGUUCAGCUGCUGCACCACUGCCUUCUUCAUCACAUGCUCAUCAAGCUGCAUCGGUUACGAAUAUUGGACAUAAUACGGCUUGGAUGUCCCCUCUCCCUUACCCCAACCCGUGGCUUGCUUCUCCGCAGACCAGUGGGUUCGAUGUUGGUUCUCGUUUCCCCGUUUUCCCGAUCACCGAAUCUGUAAAAUUGACACCCACAAAAGAAUCGUCCUUGCCUUACUCUGGCGGUAAGCAUGUUCUGAGUGGAACUUCUGGCAAUAUUUUCAAAGGGACACAAACACUUGAGCCAGCCAGUACAGUUGUAGCACCUGCUCAACACUCCACUGGGACGAAAUCAAGGAAACGGAAGAAAAUGCCAGUCUCUGUGGAGUCUGAUCCAAGCAUUUUGAAUUCGCUACAGCAGACAGAAGUAGUUGUCUCACCUCUUGUUUCUAUAUCAACACCUGUACCUAUUACAGCUGCUCCGGGUAGUCUGACUUCUAACGCAGGCACCCUGCCCAGUGUUGAUUCCAUCUCUGCAGUCCCUAUGAACCUGGUAUCUACGUUCCCUGGAAAGAAAAUGAAAUCAUCUUUGCAAUCCCCAAUUUUUGGUGGUAACCUUGUAUCUGAAGUUAAGCAGAGAUCUGUGUUACCGGCAGAUACCAUUGAUAAGCUUAAUGAGGCUAAGAUGCAUGCAGAGGAUGCUUCUGCUCUCGCUACUGCAGCCGUUAGUCACAGCGAAUACGUAUGGAAGCAGAUAGAGCAACAGAGGCAUGCUGGCCUCCAGCCAGAAACUCAAGGCAGAUUAGCUUCCGCUGCUGUUGCCGUAGCUGCUGCCGCUGCAGUGGCAAAGGCUGCAGCUGCCGCCGCCAAUGUCGCAGCUAAUGCGGCAUUUCAGGCAAAAUUAAUGGCUGAAGAAGCAUCCCUUCCUAGUGUUUCUUAUCAGGGUAAUGAACUCCACAAGUCAAAUGAUGUACUAACUCAAGGCCAGGGUACCCCUGCUUCUGUCUUGAAGGGUGAAGGUGCAGUGGUCA